AUCAUGAAUGGCUUCAUUCUAAGAAAGACACAGGACAUGCUGUGCUUUUGCCUCAUUGUAUUGCUAGGAGAAAUAUCUGGUGGUGAAACACUGAGUUUUUCUGGCUUACCUGGUACAGGCAACGUUACAGAAAAUUCUUCACCUGGUACUGUGGUGUAUACUUUCAGUGUUAAUUUAUCUCCAAAUUUAUUACCCAAUGUAUCAGUGCAAGCAGGAUUUCCUAAAAUCAUAAACUCAAACCCACUCACAAAAGCCUUUGCUAUCAACUCUGAAUCUACAGUUCUGUACAAGGUUGUUACCACUGGAAACCCUGUUCCAGAUUAUGAAACGAUGCCCCACCGAUUUGAAUUGCAGAUCCUUGUUUAUGACACAGCUGGGGCAUAUGACUUACAAAUACUGACUGUCCAAGUGCUAGAUGAACCUGAACCUCCAGUGUUUCUAGGCAAUCUGGCAAACCAAACUGUCACGAUCUACAUUUUGGAAAACAGAGCAAGUGGACCCAUUUACCAAAUGCAUGUAGCUGGUUCUGUAAAUUAUUCACUGACUCUGACUCCUGAAUCACUGUCAUUCUCUGUUUCUACAACUGGAACCAUUUCUUCCUUGAAAGUAUUUGAUUAUGAGAAAGAUCCACAUAGCUAUUUGUUUAACAUCACUGCAACAAACCACUUUGGUCAGAGUACCACUAGGACUGUGAUCAUCAAUAUCAUAAACAUUAAUGAUGAAUCACCUUACUUUACCAUGAAAGAAAGAGCUUUCAAGAUUCUAGAAGAAAGUCCACCAAGAUACGUUGUUGCCAAUAUAACAGCCAAGGAUCCAGAUGGUGAAGAUUUUAGUAGACUUCGCUUCAGCAUCAGUAAUCCUGCAGGGAUUCCUUAUUUCUCCAUAGAUCCAGACACAGGUGUGCUUACGGUGGCUAGAAGAAUAGAUCGUGACACAAACCCAUUCCGAGAACAUCCCAACAUUACUUUGGUUGUUCGCGUUGAUGAAAGCCCUAGUAGUGAGCGACACAGUCUAACAGAACUUGUUAUAACUAUUGAAGAUAUUAAUGACAACCCACCAGGAUGUGAAAAAUAUAAUUAUAGAGUGGAGUUUAAAGAAACAAACAUUUCUUCUGGAGCAAUCAUUCUUGAUUUGAAAGAUUCCUGUCAUGAGGAGUUGGACUUUGAUGCUGAGUUGCCAAACAAGCAGUUGAACUUCACUGGACUGUCUGGAGUUGGAAGUGAUAAGUUCACACAGGAUCCACCUGGCUCUGGAAGGAUCAAGCUGAUAGGAAAUGUGGAUCUUGAAAAUGAAACUGGUGGAGCAGGGCAGGAAAAAUAUACUCUGACCAUUGUGGUGGAGAAUAUUGCUCCACCUUACAGUGCUAAUAUUAUCUACAUUUAUAUCAAAAUAGAACCAGUCAACGAGUUUCAGCCAGUCUUCAGUAGUCCUUCAUAUGUUUUUAAUGUGUUGGAAACAACAGCGGUUCAAUCCAGAAUUGGACAAGUGAUUGCUACAGACAAAGAUGUACCGCCCACUGGAAUAUCAUAUUCGAUUUCGGCUGAAAACUGCACCUCUCGCUUUGGCCUCCCAGAAAUGUUCUGGAUUAAUCCUAUAGGGGGCAAUGUGGAAAUUGUAGCUAAGUUAGACUAUGAAACAAGUCCAAGCUGCUAUCUAACAGUGCAGGCUUCUGAUAACGACGGCAAGACCACAAUUGUGUCAGUAACAGUGAAUGUUCUUGAAGCAAAUGAUGAACCACCAAUUUGCUUACCCAAUUCAUAUUUGCUGCGGAUUCCAGUGGACCUAACUUAUGGCACCAACAUUGAUGGUUUCAGUAUUGUGUGUACAGAUCGUGAUUCAAGCCCUAGAACAUUCCGUUAUUUUAUUGAUUCAGGUAAUGUGAAUAACCACUUCACUUUUUCACCAAGUGCUGGCUCUAGUGUCUCACGGCUGACGCUUGCAUCCCCAUUUGACUAUGAAAGUGGUUUGGAUAUAAUCUCGGACUACAAACUGAAAGUCUUCAUAACAGAUGAUAAUUUAUUAUCAGCUGCAGACAGAGGUACAUACCUCACUCAAACGGGCACAGUGACAUUAACCAUCAAAGUCAUUCCCAACCCAACCACUGUGGUCCCUACAACGCCUGGUGUUACCCUUGUGACUAGCAGAGAAAAUGUGUAUUCUGCAUCAGCUUGGUAUGUGCCAUUCAUCAUUUCCAUCGGAAGCUUGCUACUCCUUGGACUUCUUGGGUAUCUCACCUUUUUGCUAGCAAGAUACAUCCAUACCCACUGUCCACCAAAGCCUAAAGCUGAAAAACUAAAAGCUGACAAAAAGCCACUGAUAAAAAUGCCAGAAAAGAAGAAAGCUAAGAAAGAAGUGGUUUGGGAGAUGACUGAUAUAAACACUGUUUUUGAUGGUGAAGCAACAGACCCAGUCACUGGCAAAUUGUAUGAAUAUAAUUCAAAGUCUGGGGCUCGAAGAUGGAAAGAUACCAACGUGCCUUCCAAGUUGGAAGAAAAGGACCCAGUUGCACCAGUGAUGACAACUACAAACAGCAGUCAAAGGAAUGUAAGCCCAAAGGAAGCUGAGACUAGCAGCCCAAAGCCCAUGGCACAAAAGCCUUCAGAAAUGACAAAUGAGACUUUGGCCCAAAAUAGCAAGCUAAAAUUGGAGAAGCCAAAAGAAGAGCUUUUGGGCAAAGGGUCUUCAUCACCAAUUCCCCCACACAGGUCACCAGCUUCCUCUCCCAAAAUAUAUCCCAAAUACGAAAAUCAAUCUUUACAAAAAUAAGAUGUGUUGUAUCUGUAGACUAGAAGCGCCCCUCCCCACCUGUACUCUUACUCCAGACAGUGAGAGGUAACACAGACAAAUUGUAUUGUUUUCAUUUUCACCCCUACACAAAGAGGGAUGAAACCAAGUAACAGUUGCUUCUGAGUAACAAUUCUAAUUGUGAUGUCAGGUUUAGAGUAUAAUCCAAUCCAAUGGUUUAAGAAAUACAAUGGGAUCAUAAGUUAUUUGCAUGAUUUCCAAGCAACUUUGGCUUUUGUAACCUCAUGAAUCAGAUCUAAAAUUGCUGCACGAAAACUGGGCACAUGUCCCACAGAGUUCUUGUGACAGGAUCAUUUGCCUAUAGGGAAAUUGCAGGAGAAGGAGGUUACAAAUUGCUAUGGUGACAGGAUUUUGGAUACAU
This is a messenger RNA of Rhineura floridana, 3166 nucleotides long. RefSeq names its product cadherin related family member 3 (gene CDHR3). Gene Ontology annotation, molecular function: cadherin binding; calcium ion binding. The transcript is spliced from 19 exons. Gene Ontology annotation, cellular component: synaptic cleft; plasma membrane; axon terminus. NCBI's taxonomy places the organism in Eukaryota, Metazoa, Chordata, Lepidosauria, Squamata, Rhineuridae. Gene Ontology annotation, biological process: cell-cell junction assembly; synaptic transmission, glutamatergic; adherens junction organization. The coding region runs from base 4 to 2766 and encodes 920 amino acids. The record is from RefSeq and is a predicted model, not a curated record.